Molecule: messenger RNA, 4970 nt
Organism: Aricia agestis (brown argus)
Lineage: Eukaryota; Metazoa; Arthropoda; Insecta; Lepidoptera; Lycaenidae
Gene: Sarm
Product: NAD(+) hydrolase sarm1
Exons: 13
Coding region: 10-3954 (1314 amino acids)
Biological process (GO): response to axon injury; negative regulation of MyD88-independent toll-like receptor signaling pathway; signal transduction
Cellular component (GO): dendrite
Molecular function (GO): signaling adaptor activity; protein binding; NAD+ nucleosidase activity
Source: RefSeq, a predicted model, not a curated record
CAGUGCGGGAUGCAAAAGGAACCGUCGCAGAAUCGCGGCAAGAGCUUGAUCGCCAUCCGAACGAAUCAGCACCAGCAGCGCAAGAUGCAAGGAUUCAAAAGCCAGCUACCGAGAAGCUUUUCGACUCCUCAAGACAACGAUUCGAGGGACAAGCAGAGCAAGAGCAAUGUUGCCCGAAGUCUUUCAUCCCCUGAAAAGGAAUUAUCCAAUCAGACCCAGUUCCUUCGAACUAGAUCUCAGGACUCCACGAGCGACUUGGAUUUUGAAAACUUUGAGCAAUUCGAAGAGUCGUUGCUCGAUAUAGAUGCGGACAAUAUCUCGUUAAACCAAUACAGACGUAGUCCAGACAUUGACGAACCUAAAAGAGUUCUGACAUCUCUUCUACCUGGGGCUGGUCUUCAUAGAAUCACCAUGAGGCCAAUUUCAUCUGGUCUAAUCGACGCGCAAUCAAGUAAACUAAUGAAGAACAAAAAAGCUGGACCGAGAGGGUCACGUUCGGGCCUAAACGUGCGUCCACUCUCGCUGAAGAUGCCAGUGCACCAAAUGCAUUUCUCUGAACCGGCAGCAGCUACCGACACUGAUGAACUUCAAACAUCUCCACAAUAUGAACUGGAGACACUGCAGUUGGAGAAAGAACUGACUGAGGCAGAACAGCAGCUGAAUAAGGGGGUAGCAAUCGCAAAAGAAGAAAGCGAUGCUGAAGCCGAUGUGGUACGUUCAGAAGAGUCUCUGAACUCGUCGGAAAAGCCAACCAAAAUAUCGCGAUGGAUACCAGAAUUCAAUCUGGAUGGCAACACCAGCUUAAAGCACAACGGCAGCGCCAAAGACCUGGCCUCCGUCAUGGACAACAUCAAGAAAAGCAGCCUCCUCUCCCGACAGAACCAGUCACUCAACACCCAAGUCACCACGUCAUCCAAACAACAGAUGGUUUCGAGCACGACUUCGAGCAGCGCUGCUUCGAGCCAGCGCGUGCAGUCCUCUUCACAAAGAGCCAGUUCAAUGAAAUCAGAUCUCACAGAGUUGAAAAGUUCCAUAUCCGAAAUGAAAACGCUCAGCAAUAGCGCAGCCAUGAACUUCGGACAGAGAUUAAGAAGCUCAAUGGAGAAUAUUGUGGAUCAAGACGACAUGAAGGAGAGGCACAUCCCCGACAUCCGGGACCUGAGCGACGGAAUGGGAGACAUGGAAGUUAUGAGUGACAUGAGUGACCUAACCGGUGAUGGACCGUUAGUGACGUUCCCGGAAUCGGACACUCCGCCUCCCGACAAACAGUGUUUACUAGCGAGCAACUCGGCAGCAGCAGUGGGGUCCAGUGCAGCGAACGAGUUGAAAUACAGUGCUUCCAGAAUGACCUCAGCGAGUUCCACGAGAGUAGUGACAGAUGGUUAUAGUGCUUCCAAAUCAGCGGCCAACAGUACGAGAAUGAGAAGACUGCAGCAUGGAGACAUGCAAUACGCCGAGCACAGCGCAGCCGGAGCAUCACACAGACUGUUGCAAGCGGAAGGCUUGACUGCAGAACAAAACGCCGCCUAUCAUCAAGAAAAGCGUUCUCUUCAAGCUGGGGAAGUAUCGGCACAAGAUUGCAACAACAUGUCCGCUUCGAGUUCGAGACUGCAAACUGAAGCAUUUAGUGCAGAGAAGAAGGCAAUGGCUUCGUCACAAGCAAGGCAAACAGUGACGUCUAGUGGAAUGUUUAGUCAUAAGGAGCAUUCCAGUGUGGCGCACUCGAAUAUGACUAUCUCUAGCAAAAACCUAACAACGAAAUCAACUCUACUAUCAUCUCAAAUGAGUCAACUAUUGAAUGGAAGUGUGAAACCGGGUGAUGAAGAUUUAACGAAUCUGACAUUUGAAGAUUUAGAUAAAUUAGACGCAAACUCGAAUCAAAAGGAUGUAGAAUCAGCUAUACAAAAAUAUUCCUAUAGAAUGAAUGCAUUUAUAUCUGCAGUAAAAAAUAAUCAAAUAGAUAUGAAGGAUGCUAGCGUGCAUUUUAAUAAAUUGAACGAUAUGAUAAAAAAAGCAUGGGCAGUACCAACUUAUGGACAUGAACUAGGUUAUUCAUUAUGUAAUACCCUUAGAACUUCAGGAGGCUUAGACAUACUAAUGGCAAACUGCUUAGACUCGUCUAAUCAAAAUUUACAAUUUUCCUCUGCAAAACUACUCGAACAAUGUUUGACGACUGAAAAUAGAGAACAUGUUGUACAAAACGGUCUAGAAAAGGUUGUAAAUGUCGCGUGUGUUUGCACGAGAAAUACACACUCAGCUGACCAUGCAAGAAUAGGUACUGGAAUAUUAGAACAUCUGUUCAAACAUAGCGAAGGCACCUGUAGUGAUGUGAUAAAAUUGGGUGGUUUGGACGCUGUAUUGUUCGAAUGUCGAAAGAACGACGUAGAAACAUUAAGGCAUUGUGCAGCUGCUCUCGCAAACGUUUCUCUCUACGGCGGUGCCGAAAACCAAGAAGCUAUGAUCAAGAGAAAAGUACCAAUGUGGCUGUUUCCGCUUGCGUUCCAUACAGAUGACAACAUUAAAUAUUACGCUUGUUUAGCCAUUGCUGUUUUGGUUGCGAAUAAAGAGAUCGAAGCAGCCGUAUUGAAAUCUGGUACUCUGGACUUGGUAGAACCAUUUGUAACUACACACAAUCCGUCCGAAUUUGCUAGGUCAAACUUAGCCCAUGCUCAUGGUCAAAGCAAAAACUGGCUGCAAAAGUUGGUACCAGUAUUGAGUUCAAAGAGGGAAGAAGCUAGAAACCUAGCCGCAUUUCAUUUCUGCAUGGAAGCUGGAAUUAAGAAGCAGCAAGGAAACACAGAAAUAUUUAGGGAAAUUGGAGCCAUAGAGUCAUUAAAAAAGGUGGCCAGUUGCCCAAACGCGGUAGCCUCAAAAUACGCAGCGCAAGCAUUGAGACUGAUCGGCGAGGAAGUCCCUCAUAAGCUGUCGCAACAAGUACCUCUCUGGUCCAUAGAAGAUGUAAGAGAAUGGGUUAAGCAGAUAGGAUUUUUAGAGUAUGCAAACAACUUUUACGAAAGCAGAGUCGACGGCGAUUUAUUGCUUCAAAUUACUGAAGAAAACCUCAAAGAUGAUAUUGGUUUGCAAAAUGGAAUCAAACGAAAAAGAUUCACAAGAGAACUUCAGCAGUUGAAGAAAAUGGCCGACUACAGUUCACGAGACACGGGAUGCUUAAACGAAUUCUUACAAAACAUAGGGCCGGAGUAUACUAUUUAUACAUAUUCAAUGUUGAAUGCAGGAGUCGACAAGGAAUCGAUAAGAAGACUUAGUGAUGAGCAGUUGGAAAAUGAGUGUAGAAUAGUAAAUAGUAUUCAUAGACUUCGAAUAUUAGACGCCAUUCAAGCAUACGAGACCACAAUACGUAGCAAAGGCGAGGAGAAUAUGGAAAAAAACUUAGACGUUUUCGUUAGUUAUAGAAGAUCGAAUGGAUCACAGCUCGCUAGUUUACUAAAAGUCCAUCUGCAGUUGAGAGGUUUCACAGUUUUCAUCGACGUCGAGAGACUAGAAGCGGGGAAAUUCGACAACAACCUACUUCAAAGCAUAAGACAGGCGAAGAACUUUUUACUGGUCCUUACACCAAACGCUUUGGACCGAUGUAAAGAUGACAAUGAGCAGAAAGACUGGGUUCAUCGGGAAAUUGUGGCUGCGUUACAGUCUCAGUGUAACAUAGUACCAAUUUACGAUAACUUCGAGUGGCCUGAGCCUGAACAGCUGCCUGAGGACAUGCGGGCGGUGUCCCACUUCAACGGUGUUAGGUGGAUCCACGACUACCAAGACGCGUGUGUGGAGAAGUUAGAAAGUUUCCUGCGAGGAAAAUCGAACCUGGCCACCCGUCUGGAAAGCCAGAUUCGGGGUCGCGACGUGCCCACACCCGGGACCGCGACCAUCGGUCGGGGACCACCCAACUACCAGCGCAUGCACUCCACCGAGAGCAGAGGCAGCGAUAAGGCCGAUUGACUAGAGGCCUUACACACCCUGCCGCCUGUAAGACCACGACGAAGUCGUCAGUCAUCAGUAGAAAAAGCUUUAACCACAAAUGCACACAGUGAAGCAAGCAGUAGCACAUCUCAAACGACCUCUCCAACCAAAACGCUUUAUAGUCUCCCCGAAAGACUAUCCGAGAGUAGCGAAAAUUUAGACUUUAAGGAAAUUCAGGAAUCUUCUAGACGCUGUCGCAGCUGCGAGGGGCUAUUGGACGCAGACGAGAAAACGCACACGCAUCUAGCCCUAUCCGCGCCACUAGAUGCUGCUACACAGACCAAGAGGAAGAAGAAUUUCAUGGACAGAUGUGUGAACAAAGUGCGAUUGUGCUAGCGACCGGUGCCUUGUGAGAAGUUUUGGCAGAGUGUGUAAUUGACUAUUCGGACUCGUUUCGUAUUGACUGUACGAAGUACAAAUGAGCACAUUGUGUAAAUAUUUCGUGUACGCUUCAAACACACGCUUGUGGUUUAACACCAUUGGUAUUUUGUAAUCUCAAGGAGUGCAUGUGAUUUUUACUAAAUUAGCCGCUACCCUCCCAUGUUUCAAGAACAUGGGGCUGAGGUGGCGGCGACCGACAGUUCGCUAUUCGUUAUAGUAUGGCAACUCGUUUGUAAUUUAUUUGCUGAAAUCUUAUUUGCAUAUCCUUCACUCUCUCUUUCACUCUCUAUAGAUGAUAAAAUGAAUUUAUUUCUAGCUCUUGCCAGUAAAGUAUUCGAUGUUCUAUAGAAUGAUUUUAAAUUAUUAUUUGCAAAUGUGAUAGCAUAGAUCUUUAUUGUAAAUCAAACUCGAAAUUUUAUUCUGUACCUUCGCCUUUUAUUUAUAAAAACCACUAUGAAGUCUCUUUAUGCCUAUUAAAUUAUUAUUUUUAGUUGUACAAAAUGUUAGCGUUUAAUCGACAUUUAUAUGAGUUAACCAUAGUUAUGAUAAUGUUACAUCAGACCAUGUCAUCAAUUUAUGUACAAACCUAACCAUGAAUAAAUGGUAUCAUGAAA